Messenger RNA from Cherax quadricarinatus, 610 nucleotides. The record is from RefSeq and is a predicted model, not a curated record. Lineage: Eukaryota; Metazoa; Arthropoda; Malacostraca; Decapoda; Parastacidae.
UUUCAGGUGUGCCAACCGUUCAGCGAAUAGCCAGUGUUACCGGUGAAGGGAAGGAUGGCGGUGAACGUGUUGGUACCCCUGCUCAUCCCACUCGGAGAACAACUCACAAAUGUGACGAAGUUGGUUGGGAGCGACCCAGUGGAGUUCGAGCGACCAGAAUAUGUCACCGAAGUACCAGAGAACACCACCAGAGAUCUACUUCUGCAACUCUCUGCCCGAGUCCAGUCUUCAGGAGUCUCGCCAGAGUUCGUGAUCAAGGAAGGAGACGAGAGGGGACACUUCUGGCUACACCCCACCACUGGAAGACUCGCCCUGCGAACUCCGCUCGACUUCGAAGCUAAACAAGAGGUGACUUUUAAGUGUUUUGACCAAGUAAUAUAAGGGCAGAUCGAAACGAGUCUUUGUUAAGUCAUCAUGCCUUGAUGAAGCUCUACAUAAGCUAAAAUAUCAUCUUGAUGAAGGCCUGAGCUCUCAGUGUCCUUUUAUUGUUCUCUUCCUUCCUUCCCUUCCCUUCCUCCUUCACUUACUUGCCUCCCUGCCUCCCUGCUUCCAAUCAUCCACCCUAUGCUUCCCUUUCCUUUCCUCCCUUCUCCCAUUAUAAACACCAUUC